This is a messenger RNA of Daldinia caldariorum, 1249 nucleotides long. Its product is annotated as NAD(P)-binding protein. NCBI's taxonomy places the organism in Eukaryota, Fungi, Ascomycota, Sordariomycetes, Xylariales, Hypoxylaceae. The transcript is spliced from 2 exons. Gene Ontology annotation, molecular function: oxidoreductase activity. The record is from RefSeq and is a predicted model, not a curated record. The coding region runs from base 164 to 1114 and encodes 316 amino acids.
AGGUACCUACCUCCUAUACGGUUUAAGACUCCCGAUCAAGAACUUCGAGCAACAAUGGCGAAGCGCACAAGCAUUUGACGUUGAAAUAGAAUGAUUUUAAGUAUCGCGUUGAUAAUUAAUUAGUUGAUUAAUUAAUUCUCUCCUUUUAUACUUGUUAGCGACCAUGUCCGACACCGCGAAACGACGGAUCCAAGCUCUGGGAAACCAGAUCUUCGCGUCGUCGCCCCCGUCCUCGUCGUCGUCUCCCGACGCACUCCCCGCAAUAAAGAAACCCGCCGGCAAGUCCGCGGGCCCCCGUACCCAAGGGAAGGUCGUCAUCAUCACGGGCGCGAAUUCGCUCCUGGGAAUCGGCCGCGCGAGCGCCCACCAGUUCGCCGAGAACGGCGCCAGGGCCGUGUACCUGUGCGACUUCGACGGCACGCACCUCGCGGCGCACAAGCGCGAGAUCGAAGCCGUGUACCCCGGGGUCGACGUGCACGCGCGCACGUUCGACGCGGCGGACGAGGCGGCGGUUCGAGAGGUCGUGGACCACGCGAUAAGCACGUACGGCAGGUUGGACGUCUUCUUCGCGAACGCGGGCGUCGUGGGCCGCUAUGCGCUGUUCUCGGAUGUGACCAAGGACGAAUUCAUGCGUGUCUUCGACACCAACGUUGCUAGCGUGUUCCUCGCCGCCAAGUACGCCGCCCCCGCGAUGCAAAAGACCUCGCCCUCGAAGCCCGUGUCGUCGGGGAGCAUUAUCGGCACGGCGUCGGUGGCCGGAUUGCGGUCCAAUGCGGGAACAACACCCUACGCGGCGUCCAAGGCGGCCGUUAUCUCGCUAGCCCAGACCAUCGCCUAUCAGCUAGCCGGCACGGGCAUCCGCGUUAACGCUAUUUGUCCCGGACUGAUCGAAACGGGGAUGACGGCCCAGACGUUCGAAGCCGCGCGGGCCCGCGGUACCGAGAAGAAGAUUGGCCAGUUGAAUCCGUUGAAGCGCGGCGGUACUGCCGACGAGAUCGCUCGUGUUGCCCUUUUUCUCGGUAGCGAUGAGUCUAGCUAUGUAAAUGGCCAAGCGUGGGCAGUCGACGGUGGGCUAAGCGCAGGGCAUCCGUUUGUACCCGGUAAAUUGGCUUGAUGAAUAUCUACCUAAGUAGGUCCUUGAUUUGUACGUUUAUACCCAGAGAGUCACUUUGUUUCAUGUACCAAAAAAAAAAGAGAGAAAAAACAUGUUUGGACAAAUUUCCCUUAUAAGGUAUCUAGGAGGUACCUA